Molecule: messenger RNA, 1824 nt
Organism: Tachysurus vachellii
Lineage: Eukaryota; Metazoa; Chordata; Actinopteri; Siluriformes; Bagridae
Gene: ube2v2
Product: ubiquitin-conjugating enzyme E2 variant 2
Exons: 4
Coding region: 107-544 (145 amino acids)
Biological process (GO): DNA damage tolerance; protein K63-linked ubiquitination
Cellular component (GO): nucleus
Source: RefSeq, a predicted model, not a curated record
GGAGACCCCACCUUUAAUGCAGUGGCGGUGUCGUAUCGAGCCACGUGACGUGACGUGACGUGCGUGACGUCACGCCGCCGUGCGCUUCUGGAUUUGGCUGAAGAAGAUGGCGGCCUCCUCAGGAGUUAAAGUUCCACGCAAUUUUCGUUUGUUGGAGGAGCUGGAAGAAGGCCAGAAGGGGGUGGGCGAUGGCACGGUGAGCUGGGGCCUGGAGGACGACGAGGAUAUGACCUUAACACGGUGGACGGGAAUGAUCAUCGGACCUGCGCGAACUAAUUACGAAAACAGGAUAUACAGCCUGAAAGUGGAGUGCGGCCCUAAGUACCCUGAAGCACCACCGACUGUUAGAUUUGUUACAAAAAUUAGCAUGAAUGGAAUAAAUAAUUCCAACGGGAUGGUGGAUGCACGUAGCAUACCAAUUCUAGCAAAAUGGCAAAAUUCAUAUAGCAUUAAAGUGGUUCUUCAAGAGCUACGGCGUCUAAUGAUGUCCAAAGAGAAUAUGAAGCUUCCUCAACCGCCUGAAGGACAGACGUACAGCAAUUAAUUGUAAAUGAUUGUUUUUGACCAUCUGUCUUAAAAACAAAACACGGAGAAAAAAAAAAGAACAAAAAAAAAAACCCUCACCUUACUCUAUUAGUCUCAUGUCAUCAGAGACCGAGGAUGAAAAAAAAAAAAAAAAGGAAGCCGUUAAAUUGUUCACUCUGCACAUGAACAGACCUCAUCUCAAGGGUCGGAUUGGACGGUUCAGAAAUAGUUUAGCUCCUCAGAGAAAAAAAAUGAGAAACCGCGAGUCACCAAGAUCGAGCGCACAAUUUCUUCUCCUCCAGCAACGUUAUGUCGAGCUUUAUUGUUUCUGGAUCCUUUUUCCCCACACAGCCACAAAAUGAACAAAAAAACGGCAGGAUAGAAGAUUAAGAUAACGUAACAUGGCGGUGAUCUUUACAAAAUAAAUAAAUAAACAAAACACCCGCCUAUACAGAUACUUGUAUGAUAUGACCGCAUGAAUAGUUCGGAGGAAAAAAAUAAAAACAUAAUUUCCAUCAGCGUUAUAAAUUAUCGGAUUGAUGGAAGCCUUCGUGACGAUUAAAAUAAAGUGUGCCUGUAGUCUAGUAGUAGUAUCACAAACGGAAGGGAGUGGCUGUUUUUUUUUUUUUGUUUGUUUUUUGGUUUUUUUUAAUUAUUUUUUAAAACAAAAAUAACGUAUAACUAACCGUUUUUAUUUAACCGUUCAGGUACAUUAAAAGGUUCAAAAUCAUGAAGCGCAUCUCUCUCUCUCUCUCUUUCUCUCUCUCGCCGGUGUUGAACCGUACGACGCGACUCAAUGAACCUUUUGACGAUUCUUGCCACCUUCAUGCUCUGAUGUGCUUCUUCAGUUGGUUUUAUUAAAUGUAAUUAACCAUCGCUCCUCCCUCUUUUAUUUUCUUCCUUUCCUUCUUUCCUCCCACCUCCUAACCAUAACAACACUUCCGUAAGCCCUGGUUAAAUCCUUCGACUGUAGUCUCUUAUCUGCUCGUGAGCCUAAUUUUGAGUAAUCUGGAAGCAGUACACUGUAAUAACGAAUAGAUAACAUAGACGUUACUCGUUAAUAAGCUACGAAAGCUUAAAGGUUUCUUUUUGUUGUUUUUUUUUCUCUCGGAAAUCAAUCACAAAGACACACAACAACGCGUUAACACCAGUCGCUUUAAUGCAUCUCGAAAAACUUUACGGUCCCUUUCUGACUGUCUCAUUCUUUCUUUCUUUUUUUUUUUAAGAGAUAUAUUCUGGUUCUGUUGAGUUUGUGACACCGGGGCUGUAUUCGGGAUAAUAAAUAUUGUGAAACACAAA